CAAACGACUCUGAUGAGUGAAAGUGCAUGAUGUUGAAACAUCCGGGAUAUUUAGUAAACUCAAAAUUAUCGCGUAUUACCUGGUUAUAGCACGUACACUGAACAAUUGUGCAUACCGGUUUCAUGGUUGACUCUCUUAUUGUGCCGUGGAUGGGUCUGGGUGCCUGCCUCACUGCACUCUGUGUUGUUUGCUGUUACUGUAUGUGCAGGGUACAACAGAACGAAAGACAAAGAGUGGAUGGUUGCAGAAGAUUCCGAUACAGUUCAAGCAAAAAACGAUGUGCUAAUGAGACGUGUCCGGUAUGUUUGGAAGAAUUUCAAAACAAGGAGUGGCUGCAAGUUUGCCACUGUCGGCAUGCAUAUCACAAACAGUGCAUCUCGAGCUGGUUAGAACGAAGUACCUAUUGCCCUAUAUGCAAAGCUCAAGUCCGACCACCAACCUCCAACGAGCAAUCUUACCUCCUAGAUGGGUAACAAGAUUUCGACUACAUAAUUCAGCUGUAAACAAAGUAAGGAACAUCUCAGUCUAAAACCUAGAGUCCGGGUUAGAAAAUGGAUGAAGGUUCAAUUUACAUAAACUCUUUGAGUAGUUGCUGUGGAAAUGCCACAACCAUUGAUUGUCCUUGUUAUCGGGACUGCUACACAUGUAGUGUAACAAAAGAAUGGGGUAGACGUUACGUACUGAUGUAUAGAAAACUGCCAUAUUCACAAAAUACAUUAACGAUAAUUGGAAAGC
This is a messenger RNA of Corticium candelabrum, 735 nucleotides long. RefSeq names its product RING finger protein 122-like. The record is from RefSeq and is a predicted model, not a curated record. The coding region runs from base 123 to 473 and encodes 116 amino acids. NCBI's taxonomy places the organism in Eukaryota, Metazoa, Porifera, Homoscleromorpha, Homosclerophorida, Plakinidae. The transcript has 5 exons.